This is a messenger RNA of Seriola dumerili (greater amberjack), 916 nucleotides long. RefSeq names its product complement C1q-like protein 2. Bases 47 to 694 code for a protein of 215 amino acids. The transcript is spliced from 3 exons. The record is from RefSeq and is a predicted model, not a curated record. NCBI's taxonomy places the organism in Eukaryota, Metazoa, Chordata, Actinopteri, Carangiformes, Carangidae. Gene Ontology annotation, molecular function: protein binding.
GGAGCAGAGAAAGACUGUACGGAGACUGAGAUUCACAACCACAAGGAUGAAGAAGAUUGCAGUCCUGUUUGUUGCGCUCAGCUGCAGUCUAUGUGACGUUCAGGUUAAUGAAAACAAAUCCAGCUGCUGUGAAAUCUAUUCCCUCACUUCCAUAACCCACCUGGGAGCAGUGGAAGAGAAAAUCACAAACAUGGCAGAAAAAAUAACACUCCUGGAGGCCAAGUUGCAAAACACUGAAAAAGAAGUCCUGGAGCUGCGGAGCCAUACUAGAGGCACACCUCAGGUGGCCUUUUCUGUAGCUCUCAGGGAUUCUGGCUCUGGAGACAUUGGACCUUUCAAUACUGCUAUCGCUCUGCAGUACAAGAGGGUCUUCUCAAACACUGGCAGUUGCUACAAUCCUUCAACAGGCAUUUUCACAGCAAUGGUCAAAGGAAUGUACUUCUUUCGAUUCUCAAUGUUCAACAACUUAAGUCCUGUUCCCAACUCUGUUGUAAGCCUCAUGAAGAACGGUCAACGGCUGGUCUCUGUCUGGGACACCUCAGGUUCUGACAUCAACGACAUGGGCAGCAAUGCUGUGGUCAUCCCCCUCGAGCUGGGAGAUAACGUGUAUGUAGAGCUCCAGGCAAACAGGAUUGUCUAUGAUGAUAGCAUGAACUACAACACCUUCAGUGGUUUUCUGCUCUUCACUGUGUAAUUUAAACAACGUGAUUUCAGGUCUGCAUGGCUCUUCAUGGUUUUACUGUAGAGGAAAUAUCUCUGUUCAUACUGCUGAGUGGUAGCCCGGAAAGUGGAAUCUGUGACACCAUCUGCUUUGUAUGUAUUUAGCUGAACAAACAGCAAAUUUGGAGAGGUUCAUUUUUUGAGAUGGGUUACUGUAUUAGUCACGUCUGGGUAUCAAAUAAAUAUCAAGUUUCAA